AUGGGAUGGACAGGCAGUGUAAAGUUGGAGGGUGGAGUAGAAAAGCGAGAAGCAGAUGUUAGACAAGAAGCUCCCGAAAUCGCCGCCGACGCCGACGCCGUCCCUCUCCGUGAAAACAACAACAAGACCAUGUGA
Colletotrichum paranaense is the source of this 135-nucleotide messenger RNA. RefSeq lists its product as uncharacterized. The record is from RefSeq and is a predicted model, not a curated record. The coding region runs from base 1 to 135 and encodes 44 amino acids. Lineage: Eukaryota; Fungi; Ascomycota; Sordariomycetes; Glomerellales; Glomerellaceae. The transcript has 2 exons.